CCCUCCCCCACCCUGCCCCUCCUGGGUCCACCUCAACUGUCUGAGCUGCACCCCAGCCUUACGCCUGCCCUCAGGAGUGGCCCAGCCUCUGAAGGCUCUUGUGAAUUAUGUCCUCCCCGAAGCAAGCCCUUCGAUGUCUCUGGGAGCCCUCUCUCCUGCCUUAUGUCUUUUAUUUUUAAUAUUUUGAGAGUAGUCUUAAAGACUCAGGCUGGCUGCAACUUCAUUCUGAAGCUCCUGUUCUUCUUCCGUUCACUUCCAAAACUUUGGGAUCACAGACUUUCACCACCAUGCCUGCUCCUCUUUCCCACCUUCAUUUACUAUUACCGUUUCCUGUACCUCCCCAGCCCUGGAUUUUCCACCUGUUAUUUCUAGUUUCUCAGAGCUCUCCAGUUGCUUAUAAUCUUGUUCCCAACUUAUAUUUUCUGUUGUUUUGUUCUUUUUGAGUCUUUUAUAUUCUAAGCUGACUUCAAAUUAAUGAUCUUCCUGCCUCAGUCAUCCAAAGAGAGAUGGAUAUAGGCAGGAUAUCAUGGACCCUCGGGGACCAGUCCCUCAGCCUUUCCAGCAGCUUCAGAAACCUGGCCGAAUUCGCCGUCGCAAGACCAGGAGGGAGCGAAAUAAGGCCCUGGUGAGCAGCCACAGGCCAUUGGCCCGUCAGGAUCCUCCCAUAUCCAGUCGGGAUCCAUGUGUGAUCCUCCAGGAUCCUGUGGCCUCUGCAGCCCCCAAGCUUGUUGUGAUAACUCAAGGCAGGUUGAGCCGGGAGCACCGGGGUCUCUUCAACCAUGAGGUGAAAUCCCUGGAUGUGGCCCGGCUGCUUAACAGAGGUGCCUUGGAAUCACAUACCCCUCAGCUACCAACCAAGCCCUCCUGCAGUCCAGUUGGAGUACAAGAACCAGACCUUCAGUCAAAAGGCAAGGAGAACAAGGUACCAGGAGGCUCAGGCCCAGGCCCACCAAAUUCUCCAGAUCUUCCUGUGUUGGGGCAAUUGCUGGAGGAGUUGCAGUACCAACUCAUUGUGCCACAAGCCUUUCCCAGGAGAAACCUAGUGCAGGAGUCCAGAGACACCAUCAUAAGAACCUUACAGGGCUGCCAUGGCUGUGUGCCUGAUCUUGCCCUGGUGCUCCGAGGUUGCCAGCUACCCUUGCCUGAGGCCAAACCGAGGGUCCCUGAGAGACAGAGGAUGGCAUCUUCUUGUAUGGAAGUUCCUGAGCAUGCUCCACGGGAGGGGAAGCAAAGGACUCAGCAGGCAACAAAGGGGUGUGACUUUGCCAUACCUCAUACUUGCAACAGCACUACCCCUGCACACAGGGGCAGCCAGGUGCAACCUCCAGGUCACCAACUGCCAUUCCUGUCCUCAGCAUCAUCACCAUCUGGAGCAGCAUGGGGUCCCCCAACAGCUUUUGAUAUGCUGAAAAGCAUCUGGCUCAUAGCCACACCACCCCCGCCCCCGCCCCAGCCCUGGGAUGUCCGCCCACCUCAGCCCCUACCACAGCCACCAUCACCCUUGUUACCCAGAACAUCUGCCUUGGACUGGAGCCCCAACCCUCCUGCCCCACUGCCCAGUCUCUCCUGGGUAGUAACUCAGAGCAGUCCAGAGGCUUGGUCCUUCCCCCCAAUGAGACUGUACUGAGGAGACUAAGUAGGGCUGGGGGGCAGGUAUCCCGCACUCCCAGUCACCUCAAUAAAACAUCUUCUUUGUACUCUUGA
Molecule: messenger RNA, 1704 nt
Organism: Mus musculus (house mouse)
Lineage: Eukaryota; Metazoa; Chordata; Mammalia; Rodentia; Muridae
Gene: Prr19
Product: proline rich 19
Exons: 3
Coding region: 527-1627 (366 amino acids)
Cellular component (GO): chromosome; nucleus
Source: RefSeq, a predicted model, not a curated record